Molecule: messenger RNA, 861 nt
Organism: Rubroshorea leprosula
Lineage: Eukaryota; Viridiplantae; Streptophyta; Magnoliopsida; Malvales; Dipterocarpaceae
Source: the annotation of a GenBank genome assembly
AGUUGUUAUGGAUCCUUUCUCUCUUUUUUUUUCUUUUUCCUUUUCGAUUCUUCCUAUGGAUUUUGAUUCUGUCUCUCGUGUUCUAUUUCUGCAAGUUACACAGCAUCAAACCAUCUGCUCUCUUCAUCACUAUAAUCCUUCUUUCGUCGGCAAGGUAUCACUGCAGGUAAAAUCCCUAAUUCUUUCUUUAUUUUUCCUCCUCAUACUGUAUUUUGAAAGUGAAUCAAUGUUUUGAUUUUUCUUGAAAUUGAACUCAGAAGACAGUGUGCGUUUUUUUUUUUUUUUAUUUCUUCACUCUUAUUUCUUUCCCCAAACAGAUUCCUUUCCCUCUGCCUCAACCAUUCCCGUCAACAAAUCUUCUUCUUCUUCUCCUUAGAACCAGUAAAUCUCAUCCAAGCUUUCACCUUUCCCCUCAUCUCCGAUUUCUCCUUCCAUUUUCGAUUUUUCCUCUCAUCUUCAAUCUUUGAUUCAAGACAAAACCAGAGGAGGCUGGAGGUGAGUGAGUGUCCAAAACAGUAAGGAUGUGCCCAAAUCUGCAGAUCGGUAAUGGUGGUGGUGACCAUAGUGCCCAGAUCUGCAAAUCGUUGAUGGUGGUGGUGACGAUAAUGCUAUCACCAUUCCCCUCAUCUCCGAUUUCUCCUUCCAUUUUUGAUCUUUCAAGGAAGCGGUUCAAGAGGGCCGUUGACGUGAUUUUGGAGAUGGAGUCCGGCAUCCGCUGCAACCAACUCUCCGGCAUCGGCUGCAACCAACUCUCCGGCAUCCGGCUGCAACCAACGCGUCCGGCAUCCGGCUGCAACCAUUGAGCUGCUGAACACUCCCAACAUUUUCUGUCUAAAGUCUUAAUAAAUGACUUAAGAAAGG